AUGCAGGCCUGUUGGAGACUUUUUCUAUUUUCGUGUCUGCUUUUGGAAAGUUCAUGUCAAGACUUCGGCGGACAGACGCAGUUCAUUUGCACGUCCGUACCCAAGGAUGUGGACAUAUGCGCAGCCACCCUGCAGAACAGCGUGCCGGGGGAGGACCUGAAGACCACUGUCAUGCAGCUGCGGGAGACGGUUUUGCAGCAGAAAGAGACCAUCAUGAACCAAAAAGAGACUAUCAGGGAACUGACCUCAAAGUUGGCUCGCUGCGAGAGCCAGAGCGGCGCCGAGCCCGGGGACGCGCGGCCCGGCGGCAGGAGGAAAGAAGCUGGGACCAAAAACACAAUGGGGGACGUAUCGAGGGGCCCCGCUGACACUUUGACGCAACUGUCACAGACUUUACAGUCGCUGAAGCAGAGACUAGAAAACCUGGAGCAAUUCAGCAGAAGUAACAACUCGGUGCAGGCGAACAGCCUCAAAGACCUGCUCCAGAGUAAAAUCGACGACUUGGAGAAGCAGGUUUUGUCCCGAGUGAACAGCAUCGAGGAGGGGAAGCCCGGACUCCGCAACGAGACGGAGCAGCGCGGGAGAGUGGAGUCCACCCUCACGUCCCUCCACCAGAGGAUCACCGACCUGGAGAAAGGUCAAAGAGAAAACAGGCCUCUGGAUAAAUUCCAGCUCACUUUCCCGCUGAGAACCAACUACAUGUACGCCAAAGUGAAGAAGAGUUUGCCGGAGAUGUACGCCCUCACCGUGUGCAUGUGGCUCAAGUCCAACGCGUCCCCGGGAGUGGGCACACCUUUCUCCUACGCGGUUCCGGGUCAAGCCAACGAGCUGGUCCUCAUAGAGUGGGGAAACAACCCGAUGGAGAUACUGAUAAAUGACAAGGUCGCAAAGCUGCCUUUCCUCAUCAAUGACGGAAAGUGGCAUCAUAUCUGCGUGACCUGGACCACUCGUGACGGUGUUUGGGAGGCUUUUCAAGAUGGAGUCAAGAGGGGGAGUGGGGAGAAUCUGGCUCCAUAUCAUCCCAUCAAGCCACAGGGCCUGCUGAUCCUCGGGCAAGAGCAGGACACGCUCGGAGGAGGAUUUGACGCCACUCAGGCUUUUGUUGGAGACCUGGCAAAUUUCCACAUCUGGGAUCGGAAACUAUCGGUCGGAGAGAUAUACAAUCUAGCGACUUGCAGCAGCAAAGCACAAGUGGGCAACGUUUUUGCCUGGAUGGAGACGAGCCUUGAAAUUUACGGAGGUGCCUCGAAGUGGACAUUUGAAGCUUGUCGCCAGCUCAACUGAAGUGCAGGGAGGAGAAGAUCAAUGCAUUUGUUAAAGCCACUCUGUCACAGCAUCGGUAAACUAGUUUGAAAGAUCAGGAGGCGAUUAUUUCAAUGA
Chelmon rostratus (copperband butterflyfish) is the source of this 1380-nucleotide messenger RNA. RefSeq names its product neuronal pentraxin 1 like (gene nptx1l). The transcript is spliced from 5 exons. The record is from RefSeq and is a predicted model, not a curated record. NCBI's taxonomy places the organism in Eukaryota, Metazoa, Chordata, Actinopteri, Chaetodontiformes, Chaetodontidae. Bases 1 to 1284 code for a protein of 427 amino acids.